AGUUUUGUGUUUACUUCUUUUCCCUGGGCAUUUUAAAACAAGUGUCUGACCCAUAGGAGUUAUCUUUUGGUGCGUUACAUGGUCAGGAUUUUCAAUACUUAAACAUAUUAGUAAAACACACACAAAACCUUCAGUAGAAAUACUGAUGCUAUUGAAAAGAUUAAAAUUCUUAUAAAGACUCUUCAAAAUAGCACUUCAGAAAACAAUUAUUGCCUUUUUAGCAGUGAUGGAAAGAUCUCUACAACAAGAAACUAGCAGAAGAUUCCUUAUUCCUUCCCCAGAAUUUAUUGCAACUGGAUAAACCCCUGUGAAUCUACCUGGAGAAUUUAGAUGAAGCUUUGUGACAACAGUUUAAUUUUCAGUGCUGUUGUGUUAUGAUUUCUUGCCUUGGAGAGGAGGUUGUAUGGGAGAUGCUUUAGAACUUGCCAGAAGAAGUGUUAGUGUUGAUAUCCUAGUGCUGGCUGAAAGAUUGCCUGGUCAGUGGUGUGUGCUGUCUCUGCCAGCUGAUUCACCCUUUCUCAGCAUGAUCCCUCUGUCUUAGGAGUCUUAGAAGUCUUGGCAAUUCCUACUUCUUUUUUCUGCUUCUCACUGUGGUUUGAUAAUUGAUUUCUUUAAAAUUAUUUAUUUUAUUUUGACCUGCCUGAAAGUGCUUUUUUUGGAUUUUUUUUGUCGGUGGACUAGUUGCAGUUAAUACAUUACAACAGGAAAUUGCUGCCUGUCUGCUUCAUACAGGAGUAUGAUGGGUGGGAAGGCAAAGCCUAAAGGGACCCUUAGUUGCUCUGGAGGGUGGCUGUGGUUUGGUGUUAGGAAUAGCUAAUGGCACUGGGAUGGUGGGGGGUGACUGCUUUAAAUGGGCCAGGGAGAGCGGAUCACUAAUGAUUUGUUUGUGUAUCCAAUCCACUGCUUAGUACCCAAGGUGGAAACUGUGUACACAUGGAGAAACUUUGCAAAGCUGCUUUGUGAUUAUUUUGUCUAUUAGUAAUGUUAUCACAACAAUACUGCAAGAACAACAACAGUGCUGUGAGCACGAACUGUUCGUUAGUUCCUUAAAUAUUUUGCAAUUAAGCCUUUCUGAGGUUUUCUGCUUUCUGUUAUUUCUAGCCCUUUUAAUACUCUAUAGACAUUAUUGGGAAGAUUUGCAUGCGUUUUAACAGCUAAUAGAUUCUGUGCUUUCACGUUGAACUUUAAAUGCAGUUUGAGAAAACUUUAUGUACUCACUCUAAACAAAGAUUUGUGGAAUGUAAAUAGCUUUGUAUUCAGAAGUACAUAGGUUUAGCAGAAUAAAUUUGUCAUAGGAAAUUUCCUAAUGUUAAAUGUUAGGAGGUAUCAUAAAAAUUGUUUUAUGUCUAACUAUCUCUAGAACAUUCAGGAUUUGGGGCAGGAAAUAAGAAAAAAAAAUAAUAAAUUGAAAAGAAAGAAUAGUAUCCCUGUCAGACUCAUGACUUUUAUUCCUCCAAAGAUCUUGGCAGGUUUGACCAGGUAAUAGGCAGAGAUACUUCAUGUUGGUGUGAUGAAAAAGUUGUUCAGGGCUUGCCUCUUAUUUGUAUGGAAGGUUAUUUCCUUGUUUGCAUUUGAAGCUGCCAGGGAACUUUCUGUUGUCUUCAUCUGCACAGAGGUGGCCCCUGUAGGCACCAGUAACACUGGUACUGCACCUGCUCCCCUCAGCAGUGUUGAAUAGCCUAAGAAAGGAUUCACUUAGUUGAGGAAAAGAAAGCCUCCUGAGUAUUUGUGGGUUUGUCUCUCCUGUUCUUCCUGGUAAUGAUUCAGUGCAUUUUACAAUGCUUAUGAUUGGUCAAAGCCUUGGGAACUUGGCAGGGAUCUUCCCUGAUGGGAAAUGAGAAGUUCGUGGUUGAGAAUAGAGGCUGUGCUUCUAAUAUAGUAUUUCAAAGGCCUUUUAGCUAGCUUGUCAGAAUGCAAUGAGUGUACCUGGUUAGCUUUUUUCUAUUUAGGUGCAACUACUCUUGCAUACUCCCUAAAAUCUACAGAUUUUGCAACGUAAGCCGUAUGUGCACUGCAGUUUUAAGUCUUCUGCUGAUCUGCUAUUUCCUGUGCUGUUCGUAGGUCCAAGGACAUAAGGAACACUUGUACGUUACAGAAUGGAUGAACAAUCACAAGGCAUGCAGGGGCCUACUGCUCCACCAUUUCAGCCACAGAAAGCCUUGCGACCUGACAUGGGCUAUAAUACACUUGCCAAUUUCCGAAUAGAGAAGAAGAUUGGCCGUGGGCAGUUCAGUGAAGUUUACAGAGCAACUUGCCUCUUGGAUGGGGUACCAGUGGCUCUGAAGAAGGUUCAGAUAUUUGAUUUGAUGGAUGCCAAGGCUCGUGCUGACUGCAUCAAAGAAAUAGAUCUUCUCAAGCAACUGAAUCAUCCAAAUGUAAUUAAAUAUUAUGCCUCGUUCAUUGAAGACAAUGAGCUGAACAUAGUGUUGGAAUUAGCAGAUGCUGGAGAUCUCUCUAGAAUGAUAAAGCAUUUUAAGAAACAGAAGAGGCUGAUUCCUGAAAGAACAGUUUGGAAGUACUUUGUUCAGCUUUGCAGUGCCUUGGAACAUAUGCAUUCUCGUCGUGUUAUGCAUAGAGAUAUAAAGCCAGCAAAUGUGUUCAUUACAGCUACAGGAGUAGUAAAACUUGGAGACCUUGGACUUGGUCGAUUUUUCAGCUCCAAAACAACAGCUGCACAUUCUUUAGUUGGUACACCUUAUUAUAUGUCUCCAGAGAGGAUACAUGAAAAUGGUUACAACUUCAAAUCUGACAUCUGGUCCCUAGGCUGUCUGCUGUAUGAGAUGGCUGCGCUGCAGAGUCCCUUUUAUGGUGAUAAAAUGAACUUGUACUCUCUGUGCAAGAAGAUAGAACAGUGUGACUACCCACCUCUCCCUUCAGAUCACUAUUCAGAGGAACUGCGACAAUUAGUUAAUAUGUGCAUCAACCCCGACCCGGAGAAGCGACCAGACAUCACCUACGUGUACGAUGUAGCGAAACGUAUGCACGCACACACCGCCAGCAGCUGAACUGAUGCCAGACCAGGAGGAAGAGAGCAGAGAUAACCAAGUAUUUUAAAUAACUCAUCCCACCCCUCUGUGUGUUACACAAAUGUAAUUAUUUGAAGCUUACCGUUGUGCUUUGAAUCGUAAACCAAUUUACAUACACAAGCUUUGUUGUUUUCUGUUUGUUUCUGGGGGGUUUCGUUUGUAUUUUUUACUAACUUGCAGUUGUACAACAGGUUUAAAUGUGUAAGGCGUAAUUUCAAGAUACCAAGAACCACUGUUUUCUAUGAUAUGUGGGUUCAAGUAUAUUUUCUGUAAUAACAAAACUGUAUUCAGUUGGGCCUCAGUUCUAAAACACAGUUGCACUUUUGCACAUGAUACAGAUAUUAGGCUUAUUAUCCAGAAGAAAAAUGUCUGAAUCUCUCACCUUUAUAGUAAUUUAUGGAAAGUAUGAAUCAGCACAGUUAACUUUAUUUUAAUCUUUGUUCUGAGAGGAACAUAGUUAUUAUAGAAGGUUAUUGUAUUUUAUGUUGAAUUGUAGUUUGCAGUUCUUGCUGUAAGAGUAGACAGGUGAUAGGAUUAGUUCUCCGCUUACCAAGUGCGAUGGAAAAGUAGUUUCAGGAAAAUUUGUCAUGCUGAAAUUUUUGUAACAGCCCUUUUUGUUUUGUUAUUCUGUCAUAAUACACAUAAAACACUUGUUGGAGGUUUUCUGGGAAAAUUUAAGGUUGUUGAUUCACGAAUCUGGUGGCUUUGAAUAGAUUUGUGCAGCACUGCCCUGGGGCAAUAGGAGUCUGCGUAGUUAAGUCUUAAAACCAUGCAGAUGCUUCUAGUAGCAAAGAGGGGUUCUUCUGAGGCUGUCAUUUGUGCAGGUCUGAUUAAAAGAUGUGAUCUUUAGGUUACAACUUCCCAACUGUUUGCGUAUAUGUCACUGUUUGUAGAUUUUUGUGUUUAAAAUAAUUUGAAUGACCUUACAAUGUAUUUAAAUUUUAAAGUGUUUGUUUUUUUUAAGUACAGAAAUCUUUUGGGAAAGAUAUAAUACUGUAGUAUAACAAAAUGUAUUCUACAUAAAUAUAUAAUUUUUGUAUACUGUAUCCUGAGAAUUAGUUUUAUAUUUAGCAAAAUUGAAUUUUAGCUUCUAUGUUUAAGAGAAAGUUACCAGUCCUUCAUUUGGGAAAUAAAUAUAUAUGCAAACUGUCUUACAAAUACUUUAUUAGUUAAAAAGGAAAUGCUGAAUAUUUUUGUUAGACCUUAGUGCCUUUUUGAGUGUGUUUAAAUAAUAUUUUUAUUGUUAAGGAAGGAAUGUGCCUUGUUUCUAAAUGUGGCAAAAAUGGAGAGUGGAAUGAAAUUUCUAGAGUUUCAUGACUGAACUUUUUAUACAGAACUGUCUAAGCGUAAUUCUUUUCAGUGAUAACAGCUAAGAAGCUGUUACAGUCGGUUAAAUCUUUUUCCUUAACGUGGGUAAAAAGAAGUUAGUUCAAAUAAAAGCAGCAGGAUGUACAUACAUGUAUAGGUUCUAGAUGCAGUCACUUCCCUGCAUGCUCAGAUUUUUUUUUUUUUGCUUGUUUGUUUCUCUGUGCAGCUUUAAUUUUUUGAUUUGAUAUAAUGCUCAAAGAAUAAAAAUCUGUCUGUGGAGUUUGUGGACGAAAUGUUCAGCCUAGGUCAGGAUUGUUUCCAGUUUUGUAUUUUUUAAAACUGCAAAUAGUAUGGAAAUUGUAUUUGGCAAAAUACAGGAGUUUUUAAAUAGUAUGUGCCAGAUCAUGAGCUUAUCUUGAUACAUAUUUUUUAAAUCUUUGUUUCCAGAUUUUGUAGGUUGAAUUCUAUGAAACCAUAGUUUUCCUUCUCACUUGUGUGUACUUAAUCUUGUAGGACUUGAGUGGAGAAGAGGUAUUUGAGAAACCUUGGUUUGUAUCUUAAAACCUCUAGAUUUGUUUUUGUUAUCUGAUUGUAUAAUUUUUAAAAUGAUGGUUAUAUUCUGUAACUAUAUUUCAUAUGUCAUAGAAUGAAAUGCUUUAUAUUGAAAAAGGCAGCACAAUAUUUGCUUGACUGCCAGGAUUAACUCUUAAUAUGCACAAGUACUCACACAAUCUUUUUUUUUUUUUUUCUGAAAUGGGCUAGAACAUUUAAAAAUCACUGAAAAAACCCCUCAGUGCAGUCAGGCUAUUUUUAUCUAAUCUUAUGCAUAGAGUAUUGAACUUUUCCUGAAAGAAACCGAUAAUAGAUCUCUCUCCCUCUGGAGGAUAUGUAGAGUAAAAAAAUGAUGAGUUAAGAGUUAGCAAAUGUGCAUGCUUAAGCAUUUAAUUUUUUUUAGGUUUGGGGGGGGUUUAGUAUUUAUGAUUAAAUCUUGUGUUGAGGAAAAAAAAUAGUUGUUCAUGAUUUAAAAUCUGUAAAACAAAUGGUACAGAUGACUCUGGUACCAAACUUUAUAAUUAAAAAACCCAUGUGGGUUAAUAGAACUGCUUACAUAAUUGGGACUGUAGAAUCUAUCCCUAAAGUAAAGCACCUGGUAACAUAUGAAAGUGAUAAGUCUGUUAUAGCACUCCCAUGUGUCCUACAUACUAAUAAAAUAUUUUCUUUCAUAAACGACCAUUCUCUUUUUCAUAUGUUGGUGAUGACAUAUGGCACUAUUUAUUUUAAGCUAUGUUAUUAUAUGUUUAUUUUCUUUAAAGAAAACAUAUUACAUUUCUACCCAAAAUGUCUGACUAGCUCCUCCUUUUAUUUCAGUAAUGCUCUGGUAUUAACUUGCUUCAGAAGUGAACUUUGUGCUUUGAAUGACAUUGCAUAAAAUCUCUUUUGUCUUGGAAACUCCUCUUCUGUGCAGUAGUCUAAUAGAAAUAAAACACACAGAUAUUAAAUACAAUAUAAAAAUUAUAGUAUUUCUAUGAUAUUUUUUCGGACUUUUCUUGUUAGAUAUAUAUAUAUAAUAUAUGUUACAGUAGAUGCUACCUUGUCUUGUGGACAACUUAACUGCUUCCAGUAGUUGAUUCUAGGUGAGAUUUCUUGACUGUAACAAAAGAUAGUACAAUAAAAAAAAAAACUUGUUUGUAUUAUUUGUCAAAAGUUUAUCUAACAAUACUAAAUCCAGUAUAUUGACAAUUAAUCCAAAGGAGUGUUUUUAUCUAAAAUUUAAAAAUAAAUUUAAAAUUAUUUUCAUACCAUGUGAAAAUAUAUAGGUUGGCUGGUUUCUAUGUAGUUUCAGUAGUUUUGAGUGAACCUCAUCUACACACAUGAAUAAAUAGCAAUCAGUAGUGUAUGUAGAAAUACUCACUUUUUAUGCUCUCUGUAUGUCACUGGUUUGGUAGCAGAGAAUAAUAUGGGGUUUUUUUCCCCUCUUCUGUUGCACUCUAAUGAUCCAGCUACCAGUUGUACAAGCAGGCAGUAGAAGUGUGUCGUCUUUUUGUAAUGAGCAGAAACUUUAAAAACAUGCCAGUAUACCAGAAGAUGAAAUGCAGUAUUAGAAGUGUCUGAGAAGGCUGGUGUUUUAUUCAUGCUCAUGAUUAAGAAAACCACAGACUGAAAUUCUUGACAGAGGCCUGGAAAAUGGAGAAGGACUUCUUAUGCCGGUGGUUCUCAGAUAGCUCUGAAUAGGACCCAAAAUCACAGUGAUGUUUGUUUUCAACAAUCUGUCUACUUAAUCUCUUAUCUUUGCUGUUAUACAGCGAGAUGAGAAUCUUAAUGGCUGAAUUUGAAUGCUGGUGGUGAAUGCUGCGUUGGGUAUUUUGAGUUUCUAGGAACAGGAGGUUGAUGUGAGGGAGAAUCAACAAAGGCCUUCAGGUCUGCUUUGUGAAGAGUUAGUUUAAUCUGGAAGUAAAGGUGCUGGAUAGCAGAUGCCAAAUGAUGUUUUCGAUACUUUUUGGUACUUCUUUAACAGUCAAAAUUUUUCCAAGCCAGCCAUAUCCCCACAUCAUCUAGACAGUGGCAGUACUGGUCUUCUUAAUUUAUGAUCUCUGGCUUGGUCUGGGUGAGUAACUAAACUUUUCUGGCAAGAUUACCCAAGGAGGGAAAGACAGGUGCUGACUGUGGAGUGCUACUUAUGUUUCUGAAGGUGACUUAAGUGCAGGUUAAGUUUGGUUACAAACUUGACUCCCUUCCCUGAACCCUUUUUCUGCAGUUCAUGCUUUUUAAAAAGUGUUUUCCUUUCAUAUUCACUUCUACAGUUCUACGACUCCUGUCUUCUGUUUCUUCUGCUUGAUUGGUCCUGUUGUCUGCUCUACCCUCUUCAUGAUUUUGAAGUCUUCUGUGUCUAGUUUUCCUAGUGGCCAUUACUUUGCUUCUUUCUUUGUAACUUUGCUAAACUCAACCCGUUUCUGUCUUCUUAAAAUUUAUCCCUCCCCAUGGGCAAGCCUUCCCCCCCAAUAAGUACUUUACUCCGCUGUUCUUCAUCCUGUUUUUCCAGCCCAAUGCCUGUGAUUUCUAGUUUCAGACAGAUUUUCUCACUGCCUCAAUCGUUCCCAUGACCUUGUCUUUACUAAAUACUGUUCCCUUUAUUAUCUCUCAUUUCUAAAUUCCCUUUCUCUGAUCACUACCUGCUCCCUUUCAGCUUAUCUGUCUUUCUCUCUCCUUUACCCUGUCACUCACUCCUUUUGGGAUCUCCAGUCUAUUAACCUUUUUGACUCCUUUAUCUUUUCAGCUGCCUCCUUCCUUCAUUGGUCUCGCUUCUUUUGACUCACUGGUCUUUAUUUUCAUCUCUAUCUGGUUCUCUAUACGUGGUAUCUUUGGUUGCUUCUCACAUUGCCUUGUCUCCCAUUCCUCCGUCCAGACAUUUUUUUCGUGUAAUUUCUUAAUUUCCAUUCCAGCUUUUUUGAAUAUCUCUGAAGAGUAUGUCAUUGUAACACAGCUUUGGACUCUACUUUGCCUUGCCUGCUUUAAUUCUCUUCCCAAAUGAACUUUUUAACCACUCUUAUCUCACCCUUUUUUUCUUGUUGAGCUUGCUUUGCAGAUUUUGCUGUUCAUUUUAGUUCUCCAUUCAUUCUUGAAAUGAAAUCUUCAAUCUUGAUUUUUUGCGUGACAAGAUCCUUUUCAAAGUUGUUCUUCAUUUUCAGGAUCUGUUUCUGAACUGAACUUCGCUGCCUCUCAACUGUACAAAUUUGCCCCUCUUAUUUCUGUAUAUUUUAUGCCUCUCGUUCUGUUCAUUGAAGGACUUUUUUCCUUCACUAGCAACCAAGUUUCUCUUUCCUCUGUCUUUAAGGGGGUAGCACCCGUCAUCCUGAGGUUUUUUUAUACUUUGUCCUUUUUUCCUCCUCUUAUUUCCUAAUUUCAUGUAUCUGAAGACCCUCUCACUAGUUUGUUUAUUACAUUACACUUUCAUUUGAAUGCCUCAAAAGUCCAGUGCUUCCCCCUCCCCUCCCCACCAGUCUGGUUCUCCGGUAGUUCUAUCUCCAGAUGAUUCCUUUAGUAUCCAGCCAGCCUCAGACCUGUUCAGAUUCAAAGAUGUAAUUUUUAUUUCUGACUCCCUCUGGACUAUUUUCCAACAUCCUUGACAAUUUUACUUGCCUAUUUUCCAAGGCCACAACCUUCCAUCUCUGACAUUUCUCCCAUGCCUGUGUAUCAAAUGUCUUAAAGUUAGAUGUAUCAGAUUCCAGCCCUCUUCACUAUGUUCUUUCUUAUCUUUUAUCUUCACUGAUUUAACCUCUGUGUCAUUUUGACUUCUUUUCUCCCUUCAAAGUAUCAAAAGUGACAGGAUUUAACUGUCAUUGGGCUUUCACUGUUUUGUGUACUGAAGAAGGAACUCCACCAAAUUACUACAUUUUUGUGUUUUAAAGAGACCUGAAUCCCACAAAUCUGGUCUUAUUUCUGAACUGUAGUCUGGAGUAGGCACUGUUUUUUCAAAUACUUCAGAAGUCUUUGAAUUUGGACCUUAAUUUAGUUUUCUGUCAUUUCAGAUGAAAACGUUUUUCCCUUAAUUGCUUUGUAUUUACUGUGUGUAACUUUGUCUUGUCUUGUUCCUGCAUGUCCAGCUAACAGUUUUUUUCUUAUUAUAGCAACUUCAUUUCAGUGCUUUUAGCUAUUGCUUGAAAUAAGAAUAUGCUUAAGAGCGUCACUGGCUGGAUCCAGAGCGUUAAGGCACAGUGCUCCUCUUUGUUCCUGUCCCACCUUAAUUCUGGCUUCUCUUCCUUGCUGUCCCCUGUGUCUGGCCUGGCUGCAGGGACACUGUUACACUGCAGGGUGGUGCAGCUGAAAACAAGGUGUAACUUGUGUUCUUGCAGCAAUAGUGCAAGUUGUUAUCAGCAGCAAAAUGUUUAUUCAUCUUCUAGGUCUAGAACGAAGCUCAGUGCUGAACAAGUUCUCUAUCCAUUUAAAAACAAAUUUAAAACCAAAUCAGACCUACCUCUGUGGUGGGGGCUGCAUGGUUUUUGGAGGAGGUGCAGUAUCUAAAUUCACAGUUUUAGCAGGCUUUCAGAGUUGGGGGAUUUUAUAUUUUCAGAGAUUCACUGUUGAUCAAAUUGUCUGACCUUUCACUGCUCAUAAUUAUCCUCAUGUAUGUGUUGAGAUUGAGAAACAGAAUUCUCUGUAAAACUAAGAAGUUCAGUGUUUUGGAACUGUGGGAUGUACAUAGAGCAGAAUGUCAGAUUUAGUUUGGUGUGUCUGGGUAUAUAUGCGCUUAUUGACUUUUUAUUUGCACCAGAAUAAUUCUUUUAGAGUGUCAGUUGCUUGUUGGCACUAAGAAUUUUUCUAGUAAUUUUCAGGUUUUAUAUUUACUUUUGUUGCCUGUUUGUAUCACAUCUACCAUUAGUUAAUUUGUUCUUCUGCAGCUGCCCUAGUGAUGAGUGGAGGCCUUACAUCUUUUGUCUAAUUUCAGUUUUCUAUCAUAUGGAAUUAAAAAUAAAUUAAGAAAUUA
Pseudopipra pipra is the source of this 9816-nucleotide messenger RNA. RefSeq names its product NIMA related kinase 7 (gene NEK7). Lineage: Eukaryota; Metazoa; Chordata; Aves; Passeriformes; Pipridae. Gene Ontology annotation, biological process: peptidyl-serine phosphorylation. The transcript is spliced from 10 exons. Gene Ontology annotation, cellular component: nucleus. Gene Ontology annotation, molecular function: ATP binding; protein serine/threonine kinase activity. The coding region runs from base 2097 to 3005 and encodes 302 amino acids. The record is from RefSeq and is a predicted model, not a curated record.